AUGAAGGCCACAGUAGCCUCCAUGGCCACGGCCAUCACCCUGGGCGCCUCAACCGUCCUCGGUGCCUCUAUCAAGGCCCGUGACAGUGAUAUCACCCCCAUCACUGUCAAGGGUAACGCCUUCUUCAAGGGCGAAGACCGUUUCUACAUGCGCGGUGUCGACUACCAGCCCGGUGGCUCUUCCGACCUCAGCGAUCCUAUCGCUGAUACCGAAGGUUGCAAGCGUGACAUCAAGAACUUCAAGGAAUUGGGCCUCAACACCAUCCGUGUCUACUCCGUCGAUAACUCCAAGGACCACGAUGAGUGCAUGAACGCCCUCGCCGAGGCCGGCAUCUACCUCGUCCUCGAUGUCAACACCCCCAAGUACUCCAUCAACCGUGACGAGCCCGAGAUGUCCUACAACGACGUCUACCUCCAGUACAUCUUCGCCACCAUGGAGAAGUUCGCCAAGUACGACAACACCCUGGCCUUCUUCUCUGGUAACGAGGUCGUUGAUGAUGGCCCAUCCUCCGCGGCCGCUCCUUACGUCAAGGCUGUCACCCGUGACAUGCGCACUUUCCUCCGCUCUCGCAAGCUCCGCAAGGUCCCCGUCGGAUACUCCGCCGCUGAUGUCAACACCAACCGUCUCGAGAUGGCCGAGUACAUGAACUGCGGUUCCGACGACGAGCGCUCCGACUUCUUCGCCUUCAACGACUACUCCUGGUGCGACCCCUCUUCCUUCACCACCUCCGGCUGGGACCAGAAGGUGAAGAACUUCACCGGCUACGGACUUCCCCUCUUCCUGUCCGAGUACGGUUGCAACACCAACACCCGUGAGUUCAACGAGGUCAAGGCCCUCUACUCCGAGAAGAUGACCCCCGUCUACUCCGGUGGUCUGGUCUACGAGUAUACCGAGGGUGGCAACAAGUACGGCCUGGUCAAGAUCGACGGUGACGAUGUCAAGCCCAACAAGGACUACAAGGCUCUCAAGGCUUCCUUCGAUGAGACUGCCAACCCCAAGGGCAACGGCGGCUACAACUCCACCGGUGGUGCCUCCGGCUGCCCCGUCAAGUCCAAGCCCAACUGGAACGUCGAUGCCGAUGCUCUCCUCCCCGCCAUGCCCGCCCCCGCCAAGAAGUACCUCACCGAGGGUGCCGGUAAGGGUGAGGGUUUCAAGGGUAAGGGCAGCCAGAACGCCGGCACCAAGUCCUCCGGCGAUGCUACCCAGGGCUCUGGUGAGGUCGCCGCUGCCACCAGCGGCGGCUCUGCUGCUUCCAGCACCAGCUCCGAGGGUGCUGCCCCUGGCCUCAAGCCUUCCCAGUUCGGUUUCGCUGCUGCCUCCGUCGGCAUGGUCACUGUUCUGUCGACUGUGUUCGGCGCCGCUUUCAUCCUCCUGUAA
Penicillium coprophilum is the source of this 1377-nucleotide messenger RNA. It is a transcript of the gene gel1, whose product is annotated as 1,3-beta-glucanosyltransferase gel1. Gene Ontology annotation, cellular component: fungal-type cell wall; cytoplasm. Gene Ontology annotation, molecular function: 1,3-beta-glucanosyltransferase activity. The coding region runs from base 1 to 1377 and encodes 458 amino acids. Gene Ontology annotation, biological process: fungal-type cell wall (1->3)-beta-D-glucan biosynthetic process. The record is from RefSeq and is a predicted model, not a curated record. NCBI's taxonomy places the organism in Eukaryota, Fungi, Ascomycota, Eurotiomycetes, Eurotiales, Aspergillaceae. The transcript has a single exon.